This is a messenger RNA of Loa loa (African eye worm), 993 nucleotides long. RefSeq lists its product as hypothetical. The record is from RefSeq and is a predicted model, not a curated record. The transcript is spliced from 5 exons. Gene Ontology annotation, cellular component: membrane. Lineage: Eukaryota; Metazoa; Nematoda; Chromadorea; Rhabditida; Onchocercidae. The coding region runs from base 1 to 993 and encodes 330 amino acids.
AUGACAGAUAUGAUUGAUAUAAGAGAUGAGAAUUACAAGACUACAAAAUAUGUAGCAAUAAUACUUUUUACCAUUUUCGUACUUUGCGGUAUUAUUAGUAAUACACUAAUGGUAACUGUAUUACUGUAUCGAGGAAAAAACAAUCAAUACAAUCGUGAAUUUGUUCUUAUCGCAUUACAACUGAUUAUUUCUCAUUUCACAGCUUUUCUUCCACAAAUGGCUGUUGUAUUACCUGAAUUAUUGCAAACUAAAAACAAUUCAUAUGCAAACGAAACGACAUGGAUUAACCGAAUAUUCGCAACUUUCAAUACUUUUUCACUCUUUUCCGUACUUCAUUUUUCAUUUCUAUUAGCAUUGAAUCGCUCUGUGCUGCUAAUUUUACCAAAAUAUUACUCUUUUUUCAAGUCAACAAAAUUGUAUUUUCUAAUCGCUUUCAUAUGGUCAUCAGGUUUAGCAAUCACAUUUAUCGAUUUUUAUUGUUGCACCAGAAGAUUUCUUGUCUGGAAUUUAACUUGGGAAGGAAAUUGUACGAAGUCAGGUGAAAUAGGCGAUAUUUGGUGGAGGGUGCGUUAUUGUUGGAUUUUAUUCAUACCUAAUGCAAUGUUUAUAACAUAUGUCGCAAUAUUUUGUAAUAUACGUCGUAAACGGCAUUCAACAAUAAGUGACAAUCAAAAUCAAAGAAUUACGAAAACGAAUACCAAUGAUGAAAAUAAUACGGUAAAAGUUAAUCGUUGUGAACGAUCCAUGUUAAUUCAGGCUGCAUUAAAUUGUGCUGUAUUAGAAAUUGGCGCUGUUAUUUUUCAUUUUAUGCCAUCAAUAAUGAUUGGAAUUUUUGGCGAUGGAAUCUAUCUUGUAACAAUGAUUUUUACAAAUUCAUAUGUCAUUUUCAUAUGUAUCACAUUACCUAUUAUUCAUUUCAUUUACAGUAAACAAUCACGUGACAUCAUAAAAUAUCACUUAUAUAAAUGGUUACAAUUAAACAAUGAACAGUAA